Messenger RNA from Ricinus communis (castor bean), 1525 nucleotides. RefSeq lists its product as uncharacterized. NCBI's taxonomy places the organism in Eukaryota, Viridiplantae, Streptophyta, Magnoliopsida, Malpighiales, Euphorbiaceae. The record is from RefSeq and is a predicted model, not a curated record. Bases 141 to 1202 code for a protein of 353 amino acids. The transcript has 5 exons.
AAGCUAAAGAUCCGUCCACGUCGACAAAACGCAGAGAGAGCACACACGCGCAUAGAUACAAACAGCACAGCACAGCCUCCAUAACAGUUUAGAGAUUAGAGAUAGAGAAAAGCUCCAGGCGAGCUCUGUAAUUUGAUUAUAUGGCGGCCAGUACAGCUCGAGCUUUUUUUCUCUCUCGAAUCUCUGAUUUCUCUCCUAUUACUAAACCCCAGCCUUUCUCUCCCUCUGCUUUCUCUCGCCGUUACUCUCCCGUUUCCUCCACCGUUAGUUGUCUAAGUAGUAGCAGCAGCAGCAGCAGCAGUAGUGGAGGUGGUGUUUCGGACGACACCGUUUCCACUCGGAAAUCAAGUUUUGACCGUGGAUUUUGCGUAAUCGCUAACAUGCUUAAAAAAAUUGAACCUCUAGAUACAUGCGUUAUUUCUAAAGGCGUCUCGGAUUCUGCUAAAGAUUCAAUGAAACAGACCAUAUCUACCAUGUUAGGCCUUCUCCCAUCCGAUCAAUUCUCCGUCUCUAUUAGACUUUCUAAACAUCCUCUUGACCGCCUCCUCGUCUCCUCCAUCAUGACAGGGUAUACAUUGUGGAAUGCGGAGUAUAGAAUAUCGUUGAUGAGGAAUUUUGAUAUUUCCGUGGAGAAUUCUAAGGAAUUGGAUUCUUUGGAAAAGGAUGAGGAAUUGAGCGAAGAUAGAGAGGGUGGAGUUGGUGAAGUUUGCAUUCAAGAUUUGCAGAUUAGUCCUCAGAUUUUUGGGGAUUUGUCGCCCGAGGCUUUGAAUUAUAUUCAACAAUUGCAGUUGGAGUUAUCUGAUGCGGAACAGGAACUGGAUGCUCGGAAACAGGAAACCAUGCGAAUAGAAUGUAAUAAAGGAAGUAGGAAUGACUUACUAGAGUAUUUACGUUCUUUGGACUCUGAAAUGGUGUCAGAAUUAUCUCGACCAUCAUCUGUGGAGGUGGAGGAUAUAGUUCACCAGCUUGUUCAGAACGUAGUACGGAAAUUCUUCAAAGAUGAUCCUACCUCCAGGUUCAUGGGGUGUUCAGCAAUAUCAAAUACGGAAAAUCACAAAGAUGGUGCUGAUGAAUUUUGCGACAGCAUGGGCACUUCUCGUGAUUACCUAGCAAAGCUGCUUUUCUGGUGUAUGUUGCUUGGCCAUCAUUUAAGAGGCUUGGAGAACAGAUUGCAUCUAACUUGUGUUGUGGGAUUGUUGUAAAGGAAAGGAGGCAUGUACAUUCCUUUCGUUUUGUUAUUUAUGUACCUUUUUCUUUUUUCCAAAAUAUAAACCAUUUCUAGUUUCUUCCAAUUUGUCACCUUCUUGCUUCCAUCAAUUUCUUAGUUUUCAACUUUAUCUCCAAAGGUGGGAAUAUAAUGUCUGAAUGAUGUACUUCCAGACCAUAGAUCAGUAGGCAGUAACCAUACCUUUUGCUGUAUUUGCCAAAAUUUUCAGUUCUUGUAGUUUUGACAUUGGUGUUGUACAUUAGUGUGGUUUUGACUUUAGUGUUGGAGGAAUAUAAAGUUGAGGAUACGAGGAUGGAA